This is a messenger RNA of Prorocentrum cordatum, 839 nucleotides long. NCBI's taxonomy places the organism in Eukaryota, Dinophyceae, Prorocentrales, Prorocentraceae. The record is from the annotation of a GenBank genome assembly.
AGCCAUUUUGGCUCAAACGUGUGCCAAGCGCUUUUGGCCAGGCGUUGCGCGGUGGAAGAGAGAGAGAGAGAGAUCUCUCUUUGCGCAGGGGGGGUCUGGGAGGGCGGACGGGCAGAGCGCGAAGCCAUGGUGAGCCGAAUGGUGGGACGCCUGCGGUCGGCCUACGAGAACUCGAGGGAUGCGGUGCGCACCAUCGGCGAGGUCGUCGAGGAACACAAGGCCCUGCUGUGGCUCAUGGGCACCGCCUCCUCGGGGCUCGCCGGCUGGGCGGUGUACACCGCCCGGCGCCUGCACUACGCCAGGGUCGAGGGCGAGAUGAACCACCUCUCGGAGAAGAUAGAGGCGAUGCUGGGUCGGAAGCAGGAGGUGCCGCCAGAGCCCGAGCAGCCUCAGCUCAACAUGCGGUUGGUGCUCGUGCCGUCGGUGAUGUCGGCCUUCCUGGUGGGCUACGUGGCCGGGCGUACCCAGAGUAGCUACAGGUGGCACCGGCAGAUGCGGGUGAACGAGGGGCUCAGCAAGCGUUAACAAGCGGCGGGUGUACGUGGCCGUGAUCCCCGAGCAGCUCUUCAGCGCCCCGCUGCUGGCCUCGGAGCUGGAGCGGGCCGUCGGGCGCGCCGACGCCGAGCGGGGCAGGUCCUGGCUGGGGGGCUGGCGCGGGGACGCCGAGAGGGCAGAGAGGGGCUAAGGGCCAGCGGCCUGCCCGGCGGGGCCCGGCCCGGCGAGAGGGCGCCCGGGCAGCCGAGGCCGGGCGAGGCAGCGCUCGCGGGGCACGCGCGGGGGGCAGCGCGUGCGCUCAGGGCGGCGGCGAGGGCGGCGAGGCGGCAGGGCGGCGCGGCGGC